Messenger RNA from Eupeodes corollae, 2208 nucleotides. RefSeq names its product fatty acyl-CoA reductase 1-like. Gene Ontology annotation, biological process: long-chain fatty-acyl-CoA metabolic process. Gene Ontology annotation, cellular component: peroxisome. NCBI's taxonomy places the organism in Eukaryota, Metazoa, Arthropoda, Insecta, Diptera, Syrphidae. The record is from RefSeq and is a predicted model, not a curated record. The transcript is spliced from 8 exons. The coding region runs from base 467 to 2071 and encodes 534 amino acids. Gene Ontology annotation, molecular function: alcohol-forming very long-chain fatty acyl-CoA reductase (NADP+) activity.
AAAAUUUGUAAUUCAUUCAGUAAGCGGUAGUCAUUCAAUUCGAACGCAAAUCCGUUGCAUAUGGAAUAAAAACUUAACUACUUAAAAUUUUCUUCUAAAGAAAAAAAUAAUCGCAUCUUGUUCAAAAUUCAAAGGAUUUUAAAGGAUUAAAGAUGCAUUUAAUUUAAAAACAUCUAAAACCUAUGGAAAUUAAUAAUCAGAAACACAAAGAACUUUAACAAAAAUUCGAAUUCAAAUAAAAUUUCUUAAAAGCUGAAAAAUCUGAAGUUCUUUAAAGAACUAAAAAAAUUAACUUAUAGUGGAAGUAGUGUUAAAAGAAAAUUUGUAAAUUGCUCUAAACAUCUUAAACCAAAAAGAUACGUAAGAUCCAAAAAAAAGGUUGGCGAUCACUUCCAAAUCAUCUUAAUUAAAAAGAGCAGAAUCAAACGUCAACGAGGAACAAACAGCGCCACCUGGCAGCCAAAUAAUGACAGUUAAACCAACAUUUGAUUUUGAAGAAGAUGUACCUAAACUUACGGCCGCUGAUAUUCCCGAGGGUGAGGUGGAUAGAAUUGCGGCAUGCUUCGCUGGACGUUGUCUAUUUAUCACCGGAGGAACUGGAUUCCUUGGGAAAGUCCUUGUUGAAAAAUUACUCAGAUCGUGCCCUGAAUUGAAGAAGAUUUAUUUGUUGAUUAGACCAAAGAAAGGCAAAGAUCCACAAGAGAGAAUUAAGGACAUUUUUAGUAAUGUGCUUUUCGACUUAGUCAAAGAACAACGCGGAGAAGAGACAAUCCUCAAUCAAGUUGCUGCAAUUGCCGGGGAUGUUAUGCUCCCUGGCUUGGGAAUAUCCGAUGAAGACCUGGAAAUCAUCCGCAGUGAAUGUUCCAUCAUUUACCAUUGUGCAGCUACAAUUCGUUUUGAUGAACCUCUUCGCAGAGCUGUCCUUAUGAACGCCAAAGGAACCGAAUUAAUGUUGGAUUUGGCUAAAACUUGUAGGAAUCUAGACUUCUUUGCCUACGUUUCGACAUCAUAUUGUCAUCUUCACAUCAAGACACUCUAUGAAAAACCAUAUGAUCCUCCAGCUGAUCCACAUAUGAUCAUAAAGGCCUGUGAAUUGCUUACCGAUGAUGAAAUUAAUCUAAUUGAAAAGAAGAUUCUUGGAGACAUACCAAAUACUUAUGCAUACACCAAAUCCCUGGGCGAAGCUUUAGUCGUGGAGUCCUUCGAUGUACUUCCAACCGUGAUUCUGAGACCGUCAAUUGUCAUUCCCAUUUGGAAGGAACCGAUUCCCGGUUGGACAGAUAACAUUAAUGGCCCGACUGGUCUACUUAUUGGCGCUGGAAAGGGUGUCCUUCGAUCGAUGUACUGCAACUCUGAUGCCUAUGGAGAUUUCUUGCCUGUGGAUGUCGCUGUCAAUGGAAUGCUUGUGGCAAGUUGGAGGAAUAUCGUCAACAAGGGAGAAAUGUUGAAUCGUGUUGCCCAUAUGACCAGUUCCAGUGAAAUCAAGGUUUCAUGGGCUCAAAUUAUCGAACUUGGUCGAUGGGUCAUCGAAAACCGCCUGCCUCUCAAUGGAGUAGCUUGGUACCCGGGUGGGUCCAUGAAGAGGAACUACUAUUACCAUCUUAUGUGUGUGGUCUUGUUCCACUGGAUUCCGGCUUUGUUUUUGGAUGCCUUACUCAUUAUUUUACGUUAUCCUACUUUCAUGUGCCGAGUUCAAAACCGAAUCGGCAAAGGCCUUGAAGUUCUUGAGUAUUACGCAAACAGAGUAUGGCAUUUCGAUAACACCGAAGCGAUAGAGAUGCGAAAACUUAUGAAUACGACGGAAAGAUUGAAAUAUGUUAUCGAGAGAAUUGACUUGGAUCUGGUGGAAUACUUCACAGCCUGUACGCUUUGUGCAAGACGCUACAUCCUUAACGAACCAGAUGAAACCAUUCCAGCAGCAAAGAGACACAUGAAAGUGAUGUGGUGCGUAGACAAAAUUUGGAGAGCUUUGUGGUUCCUUGGCUUCUGCUACUUAUUCUACAGAUGGUUUUUAGCAGGAUUUUUUGAAAGUGCCAAAUCUUCAGUGGAAACUUUAGGAAUUGAAUUGUGAUUCUUGUUGGUUUUUCUUGUUUCUGUUGAUUGUAUGGUUCUAUUUAUUUGUUUAAGUUAAAUCUAAGUCAAUUUAUGUUUUUAAAAAAAAUGUAUAUAAAUAAAAAUAUUUUCAAUUUUGUUACUAAAAACUUGAAA